Molecule: messenger RNA, 4205 nt
Organism: Siniperca chuatsi (mandarin fish)
Lineage: Eukaryota; Metazoa; Chordata; Actinopteri; Centrarchiformes; Sinipercidae
Product: F-BAR and double SH3 domains protein 1-like
Exons: 21
Coding region: 76-2244 (722 amino acids)
Biological process (GO): neuromuscular synaptic transmission; regulation of actin filament polymerization
Cellular component (GO): neuromuscular junction; recycling endosome
Molecular function (GO): protein binding
Source: RefSeq, a predicted model, not a curated record
AUUGAGGAAGUGGCAGUGUACCAUAGCGGAAAUCACAAUAAUUGAGACAAUAACGGACACUAUCAGCAUCCAGCCAUGCAGCCACCACCCAGAAAGGUAAAGGAGAGCCAGCAGGUGAAACUGGUGUUCUCAGAGCAGCUCAGCAAAUUGCAGACAAAACAACAUCAGGACAGUGAACUGCUGGAGGAGAUCAGGUCCUUCAGUAAGCAACGGGCAGCUAUAGAAAAAGAGUAUGGUCAGGCUCUUCAGAGGUUAGCUGUCCAGUACCAGAAAAGAGACUGGCAAAGAGGAAAUACAGAUGCUAUCACUUCUGGGAGUGUGUUUGGUGUAUGGCGGUCAGUGGUAGAUGCUACAGCUCAGUCUGCUGCAUCACGACUUGCUGCUGCAGAGGAAUACCGUCGACUGAUUGGACACGCCUUCACAAGUCUUCGCAAUGUGAAGGACAUCAAAGCUAAGAGAGGCCUGGAUCGGCUCCAGAUGGUACAGGGGGAAGUGGUGGAUGCUCUGCGGGAGCUGCACAGGAUCAAGAAGAGCUACCACCAACUUAGUCACAUCGCCAAUGUUGCCAGAGAGAAAGCUGCUGAUGCACAGAAAAGAGCAAGAAAGAGUGAGCAUGGGAUUUUCCACUUUAAAACUGGACUACAUAAAAUGGCCGCUAAGCUCAGCGCCAGGUUGAGAGAGUGUGACGACCAUUUGACUGAAGUUCGUAAUGAGUACCUACUGGCGUUAGCAGCAGUCAAUGCCCAUCAACAACACUACUAUGCUAAUGACUUACCACGUAUUAUGGAGCAAAUGGACGGUGAUGUUUAUGAUGAUUUGAGAAGCCAUUUUACCCUGCUGUGUGAGACAGAAAUGAAUACCUGUCUGGCCACACAUAAACAGUACAGCAGGAUAUGCGAGAGUGUUACUAAGGUGACCAGAGAGAGAAAUGUUCUUCUGUUUCUUCAAGAAUCUGUCUCCUUCAGCAAAACACCUGAAUUCACCUUUCAGCCAGCUCCACUAGACAAGGUGUCUGCUCUACAGGAGGUUUGUGUUUCAGAAGCAGAGGGAUAUCUGGUUAAGGAGGCCAAGAAAUGGGCUACAAAAGCUGCUAAAGACUACAAGAUUGUCACCCAUGGAGAGAGGGCCCUACAGAUGUUAAAGGGUAGGUUGAAGCUCUUGUCAGGGGAGACGGAGCUCAGUGUGGAGCAGAAGAUAGCAGAGGUGCAGGACAGCUUCAGGAAAGCCAAGCUCAGCAGGGUGAAGGCAGAGGCCCGUUUGGCUCUGUUGUCAGACAGUGUCACAGGAAUUGAACUGGUACUUCACAAUGCUAUGAACCAGGCAGAGGAGGAGCUGGAGAGAGAGAGAUGCCUCAGUGAACAGAGGAAGUCUACUGAGGACUUUUCAGAAGAUGAGUUUGAGCUGACUGACUUUGAGGACUACGAUGAUGAGAACGGAGACAUCUUUGCAGAUCCAGUGUCAGCAUCUGGAGUGUGUAUUUACCCUGCAACCUGCAGAGUUAUCUAUAGCUAUCAGGCUAGCCAGUCAGAUGAGCUGUCAAUCAUGGAAGGGGAGGAGCUUCAAGUGAUUGAGGAUGGAGACAUGGAGGACUGGCUGAAGGUGUGUAACUCGUUUGGUCAGGUGGGAUAUGUUCCUGAGUGUUAUGUGCAGUUUCUGUGUCUACCAGCAGAGGACACCACUCAGCUGGACAAUUCUUUCAGCUCCACCUCAUCCACUUGGAAUAAAGAGAGGGCAAGGAGCAGAGGUGUAGCCAGAGCUCUGUACUCCUACCAGGCCCAGACUGCAGAAGAGCUUUCCUUCCAGGAAGGGGCACUAAUCCACCUUAUCAGGUGUCCACACGGAGAGGUGGAUGAUGGUUUUUGGGAGGGGGAGCUGAAUGGACGGAUCGGUGUCUUCCCAUCUUUGGUGGUAGAGCUUGUCCAUGAUGAAGUGGAGGAGGAACCUCUCCCCACCCCAACAAUGCCUCCCUUCUCUCCCCCCAUCCCAAUCCCUUCGAACCCUGGCUGUAGUUCAGCACUUAGUGCUACUACUCCCUCUAGCUGUGUGGAGGACAAACAGCAGGUUUUUCCUCCAAGGCUUGCAGUUGACACAAUAGAAACUGGAGGCAGCAGCCACAAUUCUCCAGAUCUCUCCAGCAGUCGACUAAGACCAUGUCGAGCGCCUCCUCCUCCUCCAACACAGAAGCCUUCACCUCAGGCUGAGACAAAGACUGGAGUCGCUGUCAAGGUUCACAAGAAUUGUUAGGACCAAAGGAACACUGGUUUUGUUCCUUUUUUUGUAGUUUUCAAUACAUAACUUUUAUUUGUUUGCAAGCAUUUGUUCAGUUUUCCCAUUGGUCAGCUUAGUUGAUAGGUGAUGUAAACUUACAGCAGCUUGUUCACGUAUCCUUUAUGUGAUACGUGAACAGUGGAACUAACCUCCAUAAAAGCAGUAAACUGUAGUUGCUUAUACAACUAAGUGCACCAGCAUUCAGCAUAACAGGUAAGUAUGUAAAACAUGAAAUACUGCAGUUCUAACUAAAAGAAAGUGUAAAACCUAUUUACAUGUUCUUUAUAAAUACUUAUUUGUAAAUGUCUUGCAAUGAAUUGCCAAACACUGUUUAAAGUAAUAUUUAGAGAAUAGUAACGUAUUUGUCGUUUAAAGAAAACCUGUAGAAUACACCAGUGAUAGUCUCCUUUUUGUACAAACAUUACCACAAAUAAUUGAAUAAUAUAUUGUAUUAUAUUUUUACCAGUAAAAGUGGAUAACAUUUUUAUUUAUAUUCCAUCUCUACAGAGAUAAGUAUUAUUUUGCAUUUUAGUCAAAUUAAACUAUUUAAAGGUGGGGUAUUCUGGAGUAAUCCAGUACCAAGUCAUUUAACGUUACACACAACACACAAAUCGUGGCUGGCAUGGCUGGAAUAGAAUAGAAUUGUCUGGCCAGUCCACUUUGUUUAUUUCUUAUUUACAGAGCCAGGGCUGUGUACAAACACUGGAUUUUUUUUCAGCGCAUACACUGAACAGACAGCUAUCAGACCUUUUAGGAGAUAUUUGCUGAAUUUGACAAAAAGAUGUGUAUUGGCUUACAAUUGCAUACCCCACCUUUAAUCUGUUGCAAAAUAUAAUUUAAUUUAGAAUUUCCCUGUUUUGUAUUUUUGUUUUUGUACUGUAUUUUAUAAUUAUAAAGAUUUAAUUAAAUUAAUCUUAUUGGGGAGGUUCUCUGUGCAUUUUACCGAUAGUAUUUGUAGUAAUAGUAUAAUGGCUGUUUCUAUAUCAUGCUGGUAUGAUAUACUGUUCAUUGCUACCUGGGUCAUUGACUGAUGUCAUGUCGACAAAACACACACUCACACAGGUUUGAAAAGCAUAGUUCUGGUAUUUUAUUUCAUUAGAGUAAAUUAUGAUACAUCUGCAUACAAGUCUUUCAUAUCACCAGCAUGUGUGUUAUACUGUACAUAUAUUCCAGGCCCUGCUCUUGAGGACAUUAUACAUCUCUCAAAAUGUAUUACAAACCCCUUGAUUUGAUCAAGCUUUUUGAUCAAAUCUGAGGAUUUAUAGUGAUCAUGGAUCAUGGAAGAAUUAUGAAUUUAGAGGCUUUUUAGCUUUUGCAGUUUUCAGUGGUGAUUUCAAUUUUUUUGCGUUUAUCAUAAACUAUUUUCUCUACAUCAAAAGCCAACAACAUGAUUCAUAUAUUGUAAGCUUUUAUUGGUCCCAUUGUCAAAAAACAAACAAAACAAAUCAUUAUGUUUUUUCAUGAGCCACACAAAUACCAAUGUUGGUGUUGCUAUGUCUCUCUUAGCUGAACUGGAUUUGUCCUUCUUGUUAAUAUUAAUACAUUCAUACUGUUGCUGGUUUGUAAACCCUUAGGCUGAUUGUGACUGGGCCUUUAAGAGGCAGGUAUCCUGCCUAAGACUUCACAUACACACAUGUAGGAAGUUUUGAAAUAUUAAUGUACAACAAUGCAUCUGCAAUGUGUAUACCACAGUGGAUCUUUUACUAACUAAAAUGCGCUGCAUAUAAUUUCCUAAUAAUAAUAAAGUCACAUUCAUUCUCUGGAAAUUCACAAUAAGGCCUUUAGCUGAUGAAUGUUGCUUUAUCUUUAAGUUUGCUUUAUUUUCUGAAUUAGUUUCAAAGAAAUUUAGUUGGUAACAAUAUCUCCUGACUACUGGGCCCCACCCAGUAGUUUUAAGAUUAAAAAAAAAAAAGAUUUCCAAUGCAAGUCAGCUUGUG